AUGCAGCCCCUAAGACGCUCCAAGGGCCUCUACAACCUCGAAGAGGCGUCCAACCUGUCGCUCGAAGAUAUCAACAUGGACAGCAGCCCCAGCAGGAGCCACCGACCGCGCCACUCGAUGAUACUCCAUGAUUCUGACCCCAAUUCGCCGGUCAAGGCGCCUCCAUUCAAAAAGGCCGCCAUCCAGCAAGAGAAUGUGCCUCCUGGAGGAGGAGGAGAACGACGAUUGUCAGAUAACCCGCCCACGAUCCAUCUCAUGUCGUCGUCGGUCGAAUCAUCGCCACCAACACCAACGCAUCACCCCCACCACUCGCACCCGCACCCUCAUCAUCCUCAACCCCAUUUGCAUCCUCUCGUCAAAACAAAGAUAGCUGACGUGGAACACAAGGAGUACGGCACUCCAGACUCGUUCCGGUUCGUCAAACCGCUGCAGACUGCGUUCAUGAGCACGGGCUUGCUUUCGAAACGAACGCGCAACCUGCCCAACUCAUCUUCUGGCCACUCUCUCGUGCCUCCAGAUACGCCCUGCAAGAAACCCAGCGGCAGUUCGAGCUUGCAGGACGUGCACGGACUCAGAGGAGACGGAAACACACCCCGGCCCUUCACCAGCAGUGUCUCCCACGAGGGUGUCAGCAUGCUCGGAAGCAGUCACAGGUCUGCGUCCUCCGGUAGAGCUCACAGAGUGCCCCUCACAAUCAACACCACCGGCCACCAGAAUAUCCCCUCAGGCCCUCCAAGCGGGCUGCGUGAUUCAGCAUCACGCUUUGCAUUCGACCUGCGUUCGGCAGUCUCCUCGUUCAUGGACGACGUUCCCUCCACGCCUACGAAGCCCCUGGAGGAGAGUGAGUCGUUUCCAUCCGUCCAGCGAACUCUCACUACUAACAACCAUGAUGACAGCAACGGCAGCAGCAGCAAUAACAGCAGCACGAAUCUGGGACCCUACAGACGAGCGUCUUACAUUGGUUCUUUGACAUCCUUGUCUUCUCUGGCCAAGGCAAGUCACCAGCGGUCAGAUGGGUCGCAGAUCACCAUUACCCCUGGGACUAUCACUCGUCAGGCCUCGUCCAUCAUGGAACCAGAGACCCCUCUUGGAAAUGGAGACAAUCCCUUUAACUCGCCCAACUUCUCCAGUGAUCCUACCUUUGCAGAUCCCCGGACACCGGCCAAACGGUCUUCCCAGGACCAAUCUGCUGAGAACAUGAUUGCUGGCGAGUCGUGGCUUAGUCAAAAGUUUGACAGCGUCUCUCUGAUUGGAUCUGGCGAGUUUUCAUCCGUUUACACGGUCACCGAGCGCGUUAAGAUGCCUGCGGGUUCCUCGGUCAUCCUCACGCCGCCCAACCGUUACGCUGUGAAGAAGAUGAAGUACCCCUUUGCCGGCCCCAAGGCUCGUGCUCGACGAAUGGAGGAGGUCGAAGUUCUUCGUAAGCUGACCGAGUCGAAACGUGACGAAGACGGGCGCGAUUUCAUUGUCCAGCUUGUCGACUCGUGGGAGUACCAUGGAUUCCUGUUCAUCAUGACUGAGUACUGCGAAAACGGCAGUCUGGAUGUUUUUCUGGCUGAAAACGGCCGAAUCGCGCGUCUGGACGACUGGCGAGUGUGGAAGAUUCUCGUGGAACUUGCCCUCGGUAUCCGGUACAUCCACAACGAGGGCUUUAUGCAUCUGGACAUCAAGCCAGCCAACGUGUUCAUCACUUUUGAGGGCACUCUCAAGAUUGGCGAUUUUGGAAUGGCAACAACAUGGCCAGCAGCUCGGGGAAUCGAGCGGGAGGGAGACCGGGAGUACAUCGCUCCCGAGGUGCUGAGUCGACAGGAGUACGACAAGCCUGCGGAUAUCUUUUCGUUUGGUCUGAUUAUUCUGGAGAUUGCUGCCAACGUGGUUUUGCCCGAUAACGGCAUCCACUGGCAGAAGCUACGGUCUGGCGACUUGACCGAUGCUGGUCGGCUCUCUUCUGGCGACCUGGCUGGAUUUGAUCAUCAGUUUGGAGAGCCUACUUCUUCCCAGGGCCAAGAACGAGACGCGAUUGAGUGCGGGAGCAAGUCGUACGAGGAGGAUGGGGGAGUGCUGAGUCCAUCGUGCAUGCCUCCGUUUGACCACCACGGUAUCCACUCGUCUUCUCUCCGAAGCUGCACCACGGCUAACACCACCUCUUCUAGCGGUGUAAGCACCGGUUCUUCCAGGUCUGGCACUGCUGGAAACGGUGGAGCCAGCACGGGCAACACUUCCAGCUCGACAAACAUGCAUCCCCCAGUGAUUAGGCGAAGCUCUGCGGCCCCCGACUGGGCUCCUUUGUUCCUCACCCAGGAUCUCGGUAUUCUGGAUUCAUUGGUGUCUUGGAUGCUGACUCCUGAUCCUCGAGGCCGUCCCACAGCCGACGACAUUCUUGCCACCAGUGAGGCUGCGUGGGUCGAGCACCAUCGCAAGGCUGGCGCUGUAGUUUACGAGGGCGAUUUUGGGCCUCCUCCGGGCAACUCAGAUGACGAUAUGUGCCAUAUUUCUCCAGAUGAAGAUAACUGGCGGAUGGAGUUGUGA
Yarrowia lipolytica CLIB122 is the source of this 2529-nucleotide messenger RNA. RefSeq lists its product as uncharacterized. NCBI's taxonomy places the organism in Eukaryota, Fungi, Ascomycota, Dipodascomycetes, Dipodascales. Gene Ontology annotation, molecular function: ATP binding; protein tyrosine kinase activity. Gene Ontology annotation, cellular component: nucleus; cytoplasm. Gene Ontology annotation, biological process: negative regulation of G2/MI transition of meiotic cell cycle; protein phosphorylation. The record is from RefSeq and is a predicted model, not a curated record.